Molecule: messenger RNA, 3660 nt
Organism: Orycteropus afer afer
Lineage: Eukaryota; Metazoa; Chordata; Mammalia; Tubulidentata; Orycteropodidae
Gene: ADAMTS16
Product: ADAM metallopeptidase with thrombospondin type 1 motif 16
Exons: 23
Biological process (GO): proteolysis; extracellular matrix organization
Cellular component (GO): extracellular matrix
Molecular function (GO): metalloendopeptidase activity
Source: RefSeq, a predicted model, not a curated record
AUGCGCAUUUGUCGCGUGCGGCAGCACAGGAAGUCCAGCCCGCGGCCCCGAGGACUCCCGACCAGCUGGCCAGGGAGGGCAGCCAGGCCUGGGACCCGCAAGCGACAUCACCGAGGGGAUGGACAGCUCGGAGAUGGAGCGGGCAACUGGUUCCCCUGGAGCCCUCUCUUCCACCACGUGCGCAGCCUAGAGAGACGUCGGGCCCUGUACACUGGGCUCCGCGGGGACCUCCGAGAACCAGCGUCGGCGCCUGGGAGCCGGAGCGACCCCCAUCAUCCCUCGCCCGAGGAGCGCCCGGGCUGGGUAGAAAACGCUGAAUACGACCUUGUCUCUGCCUAUGAGGUUGACCACAAUGGAAAGUAUGUGUCCCAUGAAAUCACACACCAUCAACGGAGGAAAAGAGCAGUGACCCAGUUAGGAGCUGAUUCCCUUCACCUUCGGCUGAGAGGAUUUGGGCACGACUUCCACAUGGAUCUGAAAACUUCCAGCAACCUGGUAGCUCCUGGAUUUAUUGUACAGACCCUGGGAAAGGGAGUCACAAAAUCAGUGAAGACGAUUCCACCAGAGGAUUUCUGUUUUUAUCAAGGCUCCUUGCGAUCCCACAAAAACUCCUCAGUGGCUCUCUCAACCUGCAAAGGUUUGUCAGGCAUGAUAAGAACAGAAGAUGCCGAUUACUUCUUAAAGCCGCUCCCUUCAGACCUCACAGGACAGCUCCAUGGCUCUGCCCGGGCGGGUUUACACUCCCACAUCCUGUACAAGAGGUCCACAGAGCCCCGAGCACAGAGGGUGAAUGAGAUCAUGAUCAUCAAGAGGAGGCGGGAAGAGGAAAGUCGCCAUGCCUCUCACCAUGACAAUCAACACCUUCAGGGUGGCUCGAACCUCAGGCGCCCACACAAGCAGCAUUUCUGUGGAAGACGCAAGAAAUCAUGGAUGUCCCUGCUUUUUUAGGUGUCUGCUUUAUUCAAAGAUGGAACAAUAGGAGGAAACAUCAACAUUGCAGUUGUGGGGCUGAUUCUCCUAGAAGAAGAACAGCCAGGGCUUACGAUAAGUCACCACGCUGACCACACCUUAAGUAGCUUCUGCCAGUGGCAGUCUGGAUUGAUGGGGACAGACGGAGCUCACCAUGACCACGCCAUCUUACUUACCGGACUGGACAUAUGUUCCUGGAAGAAUGAACCCUGUGAUACUUUGGGGUUUGCACCGAUAAGUGGAAUGUGUAGCAAGUACCGGAGCUGUACGAUUAAUGAAGACACAGGGCUGGGGCUGGCCUUCACCAUCGCCCAUGAGUCUGGACACAACUUUGGCAUGGUCCAUGACGGAGAAGGGAAUGUGUGCAAAAAGUCUGAGGGCAACAUCAUGUCACCUACCUUGGCCGGACGCAAUGGGGUCUUCUCCUGGUCACCCUGCAGUCGACAGUAUCUGCACAAGUUUCUAAGCACGGCUCAAGCCGUUUGCCUUGCUGACCGGCCGAAGCCUGCGAAGGAGUACAAGUAUCCGGAGAAGUUGCCGGGAGAGUUGUACGAUGCUAACACACAGUGCAAGUGGCAGUUUGGAGAGAAAGCCAAACUCUGCAUGCUGGACUUGAAAAAGGACAUCUGUAAAGCCCUGUGGUGUCAUCGGGUUGGAAGGAAAUGUGAAACUAAGUUUAUGCCAGCAGCAGAAGGCACUGUUUGUGGGCAUGAUAUGUGGUGCCGAGGAGGGCAGUGUGUGAAAUACGGUGACAAAGGCCCCCAACCCACCCAUGGCCAUUGGUCGGACUGGUCUCCCUGGUCCCCCUGCACUAGGACCUGCGGAGGAGGGGUCUCCCGCAGAGAACGCAGCUGCACAAAUCCCAAACCAUCCCAUGGAGGGAAAUUUUGUGAUGGCUCUACUCGUGCUUUGAAGCUUUGCAACAGUCAGAAAUGUCCUCACAAUAGUCUUGACUUCCGAGCCAUCCAGUGUGCAGAAUACAACAGUAAACAGUUCAGAGGAUGGCACUACAAGUGGAAGCCGUACACACAGGUGGAAGAUCAGAACUUAUGCAAACUCUACUGUAUCGCAGAAGGAUUUGAUUUCUUCUUUUCUUUGUCAAAUAAAGUCAAAGAUGGGACCCCAUGCUCGGAGGAUAGCCGUAAUGUUUGUGUAGAUGGGAUAUGUGAGAGAGUUGGCUGUGACAAUGUCCUUGGGUCAGAUGCCAUUGAAGACUCCUGUGGUGUAUGCAAAGGAAACAACUCGGACUGCAUGAUUCACAAAGGUCUCUACACCAAGCACCAUGCCACGAACCAAUAUUAUCAGAUGGUGACCAUUCCUGCUGGAGCCCACACCAUCCGCAUCUACGAAAUGAACACAUCCACCUCCUACAUUUCUGUGCGUAAUUCCCUCAAAAGAUACUACCUGAAUGGACACUGGACUGUGGACUGGCCAGGACGAUACAAGUUUGCUGGCACCACCUUCAACUACAGACGGCCCCACAACAAGCCGGAGAGUCUGAUGUCAGCAGGGCCGACCAACGAAACCCUGAUUGUGGAGCUUCUGUUCCAGGGCAGGAACCCGGGUGUUGUGUGGGAAUAUGCGGUGCCUCGGCUGCGGGGUGAGAGGAGGCUGAGUCUCCAGCCGAGCUACACAUGGGCCAUCAUCCGCUCCCAGUGCUCAGUGUCCUGUGGAGGAGGACAGAUGGCCACGAGAACAAGCUGCUACCAAGACCUGAGAUUGCAAGUGAACACAUCCUUCUGCAAUCCCAAGACGCGACCUGUCACAGGGAUGGUGUCUUGCAAACUUGCUGCCUGUCCUCCCAGCUGGUCAGUCGGGAACUGGAGUGCCUGCAGCCGGACCUGUGGUGGCGGAGCUCAGAGCCGGCCUGUCCAGUGCACACAGCGGGUCCGCCACAGAGAGGAGCCAGUCUUGGCCAGCCUGUGUCCUCAGCCCACGCCCACCAGCAGACAGAGCUGCAGCUCCCAGAGCUGCCCACCAGCUUGGAGCACCGGGCCCUGGGCAGAGUGCUCCAGAACCUGCGGAAAAGGGUGGAGGAAGAGGGCCGUGGCCUGCAAGAGCACCAACCCGUCCGCCAGGGCGCAGCUCCUGCCCGACGCCAGCUGCACGUCCGAGCCGAAACCCCAGACUCACGAGGCUUGUCUCCUGAAGCGCUGCCCCAAGCCCAAGAAGCUGCAGUGGCUGGUGUCUGUCUGGUCCCAGUGCUCGGUCACAUGCAACACUGGAAUGCAGACAAGGUUCCUACGAUGCGCUGAGAAGUUUGUUUCUGGGAAGUACCGAGAGCUGGCCUCCAAGAAGUGUCUGCACCUGCCCAAGCCUGCCCUGGGGCUGGAGCGUGCCUGCACCCCAGCACCUUGCCCCAAGCACCCCCUGUACCCCGCUGCAGGGCCCCCACGGGCCGCCUGGUUCACCUCACCCUGGUCUCAGUGCACGGCCAGCUGCGGGGGUGGGGUGCAGACCCGGACAGUGCAGUGCCGGGCAGGGGGCCAGUUGGCCGGUGGCUGCAGCGCCCACCAGAAGCCCUCGGCCUCCCUGGCCUGCAACACUCACUUCUGUCCCCUCCUGGAGAAGAAAGACACCUUCUGCAAAGACUACUUCAGCUGGUGCCCCCUGGUGCCUCAGCAUGGGGUGUGCGGCCACCACUUCUAUGGUUCUCAGUGCUGCCGCUCCUGCUCCAAGUCCAACCUGUGA